This is a messenger RNA of Arachis duranensis, 1303 nucleotides long. RefSeq names its product 3-isopropylmalate dehydrogenase, chloroplastic-like. Gene Ontology annotation, molecular function: 3-isopropylmalate dehydrogenase activity. Gene Ontology annotation, biological process: L-leucine biosynthetic process. Bases 102 to 647 code for a protein of 181 amino acids. The transcript is spliced from 3 exons. NCBI's taxonomy places the organism in Eukaryota, Viridiplantae, Streptophyta, Magnoliopsida, Fabales, Fabaceae. The record is from RefSeq and is a predicted model, not a curated record.
GUAGAGAGAUAGAAAGUGAUGUGUCUGUUAUAAUUGCUGAACUGGAUGGAAAACAAAUUGUUAGAAGACAAAUUGGUCCUUAAUGACCAAAACGACGCGACAUGCAUUCCCACUUUCAUGCCUAUCAUCCCAAACCUCCUCCUCUUCUUCUUCCAUGGCAGUUUCAUCGCACCCUUUCUUCCUCUCUCGCGUCCUACACCAUCACCCUCCUCCCCGGCGACGGCAUCGGCCCCGAAGUCAUUUCCUUCACAAAAGACGUUCUUGUCCUCACCGGCUCCUUCGAAGGGAUCACAUACGAGUUCCGAGAGAUGCUUCUAGGAGGCACUGCAUUGGACGCCACCGGAGUCCCCAUGCCCGACGAGACCCUUGCUGUUUCGAAGCAAUCCGAUGCUGUUCUUCUUGGUGCCAUUGGAGGCUAUAAAUGGGAUAAAAACGAGAAACAUCUGAAGUCAGAGACUGGGUUGCUUCAGCUCCGGCCUGGCCUUCAAGUUUUUGCAAAUCUCAGACCAGCCACUGUCUUCCCACAGUUAGUGGAUGCUUCAACCCUUAAGAAAGAGGUUGCUGAAGGUGUUGAUCUUAUGGUUGUGAGGGAACCCACUGGCGGUCAGUCCUCCUUCGGUUCCCCGCUCAUUAUACUGAAUUUCUAGUUGCUGUCCCUGAUUCAUAGGGUUAAAUCUUCUUGUCCGUGCUCUCUGCUUAUUCAGGGGUAUAUAUUUUGGAAAACCCAGGGGCUUUCGGACCAAUGAAAAUGGCCAAGUAUCUUACUAAUUGGAAAAUGCUUCUCUAUAUGAAUUAUAACUUGCUUGUGAUUUGUGAGUGAAAUAUAAACAAAAGCUAUGGUUGCAAUAGAAUUCGUCAAGGUUGUUGACCUUGGUUGAAUACUUAAGUGGAAGAGAAUUCAUGUGCACUAUUUGAUUACAGAUUUUAUUAUUAUACAAUGAUUCAGAAUAGUCGAUUGAGCCAACACAUGUGAAAAAUAUAUCCAAUGAUUCAGAACUUUCACAAUUGUUUGAUGUGAGAUUAUGUUGGAGGGGUUUCUUUCAUAAAGAAGGAUGGAAAAAAGAUUGUGUGGGAGGGACAUCUAAGUUAAUGUGUUGCUUACGGUUUUCAUUUUUUUUUUCUUGGUUUCUCUGCCAUGGAAGAAGAAGAGGAGGUCUGGGACUACGGACAUGAAAGUGGGGGAUGCAUCUGGUGUCGUUUUGGUCACUAAUUUGUCUUUUAACAAUUUGUUUCACAUCCAUUUUAACAACAGUAACAGACACAUCACUCUCCAUCUCUCCACCUCAACAAUCUCCGUUACCAU